Salarias fasciatus (jewelled blenny) is the source of this 4170-nucleotide messenger RNA. It is a transcript of the gene tbc1d23, whose product is annotated as TBC1 domain family, member 23. Gene Ontology annotation, cellular component: trans-Golgi network. The record is from RefSeq and is a predicted model, not a curated record. NCBI's taxonomy places the organism in Eukaryota, Metazoa, Chordata, Actinopteri, Blenniiformes, Blenniidae. Bases 98 to 2194 code for a protein of 698 amino acids. The transcript has 19 exons. Gene Ontology annotation, biological process: embryonic brain development; retrograde transport, endosome to Golgi.
AAAAACGUGACGGACACUCCCAUCGAUCUGGGGCUGCGCUGCGCGACACUCCAGCACUGUUGACGGCUUUUGACGUGUCUCCGUCAACAGAGCAGCCAUGGCGGACGCCGCGGAGGAAGACGCUCUUCAGGGCAGCCGGGACCAGGAUCUGACUGACGCUCUGGACUCUGGUGGUUCAGACAUGGAGUUGGAGAGGGGCAUUAUUCACGUCCAGGAGCAAUCGGCUCAACACCGAGCCAAGAUGUGGAAGAUUGCUCUAAACGUCUCUGGAAAAGGAGACAGCCUGUCUCCCUGGGACGGUGUCCUCGAUUUACCAGAACAAACGCUCAUUCACAACAGGAGUCAGCAGCUGAUUGAUCAGCUGGGAGUCUCAGCAGAUGAGAAGAGUGACAUGGUGUCCGAUGUCGAGUCGGUCAUUACGUUUUACUGCAAGUCUCGGAACAUCACCUUCACCCCGGACCUGAGCUGGCCUCACCUGCUCAAACCCCUACUGGGGCUCCAGCUGCCCCGCAGCGACCUCUACAACUGCUUCUAUGCUAUCAUGAACAAAUACAUCCCCAGGGACUGUGUGGCGAAGGGCCGACCGUUCCACCUUUACAGACUACUGCUGCAGUAUCAUGAGCCGGAGCUCUGCUCCUUCCUGGACACCAAAAAGAUAACACCUGACUCCUACGCAAUCAACUGGCUGGGCAGUCUGUUUUCGAGCCACUGCCUCCCUGAUGUGACCCAGGCCUUGUGGGACUCCUACCUCCAGCAGGCUGACCCUUUCCUCAUCUUCUUUCUCAUGCUCAUUAUCCUCGUCAAUGCCAAAGAGUCCAUCCUCACGCAAGAAGGAGACAGCAAAGAAGACAUAAUCAAAAUGCUGCAGUCGUCUCCUUCUCUUCUUGAAUCCGAGGACAUUGAAGAUUUGUUUUCAUUAGCUCAGUAUUACCAGAGCAAAACCCCUCUGUCACUCAGAAAGAUGAAUCAGAAUCUGUUUGGGAGCAGCCUCUUGGCUCUGAAAGAGGAGGACAUGGACCUGAGUCAGGCGCUGUGCCUCCCAGUGUCUGUCCCUGAAAUCCUGCAAGCCAACCAGCUGCAGCAGGACGGGGUACGAUUCUUCGUGGUGGAUUGUCGUCCUGCCGAGCAGUACAACGCUGGUCACCUGUCCACAGCGUUCCACCUGGACUCUGAUCUGAUGCUGCAGAACCCUUCAGAAUUCGCCCUCUCUGUGAAAUCCCUCCUGGAAGCACAGAAGCAGUCUUUAGAGUCGGGCUCCAUUGCCAGUGGAGAGCACCUGUGCUUCAUGGGCAGUGGGAGAGAAGAGGAAGACAUGUACAUGAACAUGGUGUUGGCACAUUUCCUGCAGAAAAACAAAGAAUAUGUCAGCAUCGCUAAAGGCGGGUUUAUGGCUCUUCAGCAGCAUCUGGUGGACAUGAACAUCGAGGGACUGGACUCUUCAUACGUCCACUGGAUCGUCAGCACGUCGGGAUCACACAGCAGUUUGUGCUCAGCUGAUGGGGAGUCUCUGACCAGCCCUGGUGGUGACGGCAAAGGGGUUAAGUCUCUGGUAAACAAAAUGACCUUUGCUCUGAAGUCCAAGUCGGUCAACGUCAAGGAGAAGAUGAUCAGCUUCAUCGAGAAUACCUCCACCCCUGUCGACAGAAUAUCUUUCAAUCUGCCCUGGCCAGAGAAGGCGAUUCCAGAUCGGCACGUGAGCAGUAGCGACCGUGUCGGCAAACCUUACCGCGGGGUGAAGCCUGUUUUCAGCAUCGCUGAUGAGGAAGAGUAUGAUACAGAUGAAAUCGACAGUUCGUCCAUGUCCGACGAUGACCGCAAGGAGAUUGUCAACAUUCAGACCUGGAUAAACAAGCCCGAUGUAAAGCAUCACAUUCCAUGUAAUGAGGUGAAAGAAACGGGUCACAUGUUCCCCAGUCACUUGUUGAUCACAGCGACUCACAUGUACUGCCUGAGGGAGAUUGCCUCGAGGAAAGGCUUUGCCUACAUACAGUCCAGACAGGCGCUGAACUCCGUGGUGAAGAUCACAUCCAAAAAGAAGCACCCAGAGCUGAUUACAUUCAAGUUUGGGAGUAACAAUUCAGCUGGAGUGGAGAUAUCGGCAGUUGAGAGAUAUUUGAUACCCAACGCAGGCGAUGCCACCAAGGUCAUCAAGCAGCAGAUCAUGAAAGUCCUCGAUGCUCUGGAGAGCUCGUAAACCAAGACGACGGUCUCACCGGGGGAAACCGUGACGCCCUCCCGCCUCCAACGUAAACUCUAACCAGAAUCUCUGUCUGCCAAGACUGAAACCUUGACCCGCUCUCCCAUCAGGAGUCGUCCUGCUGGACUGAUCCCAGUGCAGUGUUGACUGAGAAGCCCAGCAUUUGUCCUUCAGGACGGCCGGGCGUACCGCUGACUGCAGGCCUGUGGGACGGGCUGCGUUUGAUUCAUAUACUUCGGUGCUCUGCAGUCAUCCAACUAUUCUCUCACACUUAACUUAAACAUAUAUCGGUUGUAGUGUUUGGUUUCUUUAUUGUUUGUACAUGCAUGGGAGUGUCACUACGGCGCAGCUCCACCUCUCAUGGUUUCUCUCUGGCCUUAACAUAGUGCGCUGGUCGACCAGCUGCUGAUUUAUACAUGACUGACGUUUUUCUUUGGACUCGAGCAUUUCAGUUCUGACUCAUUGGUUUCGAGGCGAACGGUAUUGUGUUUCUCUAAAGUAGAUUUCCAUCGAUUUAGUCAGGAAGUGAAAGUGAGUCGGCCAGCAGGCUCAGACGUGAAAAAUGCACAUCCCUAAAACAAAGCAAGAAAAUUAAAAAAGCAGUGCUGGCACAUAAGGCAGGUUUCCGACUGCAAACAACGGUUUUUGAUAACUUCUUUUUACAGCAGGCAGCCUUAAAUAGGAUUCAUUUGAGGGUCUUUUAAAGAUAUGUAAUGUAAAUAUUGUGUAAACUGCUCUAUAUCAGCACAGACCUUUUGGAAAGUCCUUUUGAAAGCAUAUCCUCAUGGCUAGAAUAUGCAGUAAAGCUUAGCCUGGUUUCUGAGCCGGUUCACACGGUUUGCAGUUCCCCUUCUUUCCUGAGUUAAAGCCUUUCAUAGUGUUUCUGGGAGAUAAUUUAUUCAGUGCUUUUACAUAUAAUGAGUUUAACCUCAUCUUUCAGCAGUCUGAUGUAGCUCUCAGAAGGAUUCACCCACAGCCCCUCUGGACCACAUUAGGAUUACAGCAGAGGCUCAGUGAUUGUAGUGAACAGGAGCCCGAGUGCUUCAGUAUUCUCUCAUCCUGCUCCGAUUCAGUGUGUGAAUGAGCUUUCUCGCCUCUCGCUCAGGAGGUGCCCGACAAGUGACGGCCUCACUGAUCGCAUCUGUAUUCAGAAGGCUAAAAGCUACACAGAUGUUAAUAAAGGAAGGAACAAAAAAAACCUGCUGUAACAAGGACAGUGUGCUUUACACUUUCCAGCACAGCAUGGAUAGGAAUGGAAAGAUCAUUUGUUUAGAGGAAAUGUACUAUAUACCUGUUUUUGAAUCGGUCUCUUGUCAAUUGUAGUCAUUGAAACUGAGCAGCUUUAGUUUGCUUGCCACUAUUGCCUUUGGCCUCAUACCUGUGAUGUGUGAUAUUGGCACCAGCAGUGGCAACAUAUCACGGUAUACUGCUGCUUCUCUUCUAAUCUCAAACUCUGUUUCGGACCUUUUUUUUUUUUCUCUCUCUCUCUCUCUCUCUCUCUGCUUGGUUCUCGGCUCCUCAUUUCUUUGCGUUGAAGUCUAGGUGUGUCUGCAGACUUGGAUUAAAGCAUCAAAAGCCUCCCUUGUGACAGAUUCAGUCCAUAGAGUGUUGAUCCCUUUCCAUCUUUAAAAGUUACACAGGGGUUCAUUAUAUUGACGUGAUGCACAUUAAAAAAAAGAUAAACCAAAACUUGAAUGAAAGGCUGUAAAUUUGGGUCCUUUUCACUCCAGUCUUUACCGAGCAUUCCUGUGUAAUCCAUGCAGUGUGUUGUAAUUAGUAAUUUUGUGAUAUUUUUUCAGUAUUCUUGUUGACCGGAACAUCGUUGACUCUUUACAUAACUUUACCAUAGGUGGCGAAGGAUGUCAACCACUAGUCUAAGAUGCAACAUGUCUCAAGUGUAAUUUGCACCUUACUGUACUGCUAUUAUUUUCUAAGCAUUUCUGUUUUUAAUAAAUGGAGAUUAUUCGACUGCA